This is a messenger RNA of Argiope bruennichi, 1690 nucleotides long. RefSeq lists its product as uncharacterized. The transcript has 3 exons. NCBI's taxonomy places the organism in Eukaryota, Metazoa, Arthropoda, Arachnida, Araneae, Araneidae. The record is from RefSeq and is a predicted model, not a curated record. The coding region runs from base 200 to 622 and encodes 140 amino acids.
UUGAGGUAUGGCGAGUUGAGAGGGUUUUUUUAAACUCUUGUUAUGUUGUUAUUUACCGCAUUAUUUAAGAAAGCUAAGUUUUUAAUUGUCAUUUGAAACUACUCUAUGUAUCGGAUGAUUUCCUUUAUCUGUAAUAUCUUGAAAUGUUUGUAAGUCGUUCCGUUUAAUACAGCGCAGAAAUUAUUUCACUGUUAAAGCUAUGUCUAAAAGAAGCAUAUCGUACACAAAACCGCCGGAACCAUCCUUCAUAAAAAAGAUGAAAGAUGCAAUCGGUUAUCAAGAGCCUGAUACAGUUGAAACGAAGAGAGAAAUCCGGCCUUUUCAAGAUGAUGAUCAAGAAGAAAGAGAUGAUGAAAAACCAGUGAUUGUAGUUUUAAAUGAAGGUGAUUUAACGGAAGAACAAGCAAAAAAAAUCACUGACAAAGCUGAUCUAAAUAAGAAAAUAACUUUUGCAAAGCCUGUUAAGAAAGACAAUGAAGAAAAAAAUUCAUUAGAUUUUUCUUCGAAGAAAAAAGAUGAUCUGCAGAAAAAAAUAAAUAUUCAAAAAGGAAAAUCUGAAAGUUUGAAGAAUACAAGUCUUCUAUCAUUUGGUGAUGAGGAUGAAGAUGAAGAAGACUAUUAAUAUGUAUAAAUAUGAAUAAUUUUUUAAAUUGAACUUGAAUUAUAAUAUUACAAAACUCUUUUAGGUGAAUGAAAAAUAAUUUAAGACAUUAAAAACAAUUAUUACAUAUAUUUAUAAUUACAUUUUAUUUAUGCAUAUUAUAACUAUUACAUAUUAUUUAUUUUAAAAUCCCUCUUUCCUCAUUUAACAGUAAUUUAAGAAAUUCGUAUUUUGUCAGGUCUUUUUUAAACAACCAGAUUAAAGUUUUUUAUCCAGUUCCAUUUUUAAUCAUCACUUACGUGGUUGUGCCAUUCUUUAAUAACAUUUCUUCUCUGUUUACAUAUUUUUGGAAAUACAAUAGACUCUUGACUGCCCAGCCUUAUUAAAAUAAUGAUAAGAAUUCUUCUUUAUAAGAUAAGAAAUACUUUUUUUUUUUGGUAAGACAUGAGACAUCUUUAAAAACUAUUAGUCUGGGUUCUUUCAUGUUAGGUUACCUUCUCACAUUGGCAUUACUAUUUAUCAAUAAACAACAAAAGAAAUUGAAAUGAUUUUUAAAAGAAUUAAGUGUGCAUGUAUGUGCAUAUAUUUUACAGUGUGCAUGUAUUCAUGCAUUUUGUAUUACCUGCAAUUCAUUUAGAUAUAAAAUUUAUCUUGUAUAAUUCUUUUUGGUCAUGGAUUCCUUUUUUCAGAAUUAAUUAAAAAAAAUAUUGUACAGAGCAGUAACCAAUGCUCCUAAAAUUACUGGUUUGUAUAAAAAAGUCAAAUAUAUCAAUUAGAAUGAAAUUGGUUUACAAAAGGAUGUUUUUGAUUAUAUGGAUGGACCUAAUGAUAUUCAGAUUUAUAGAAUUUCGUCCUAUAUAGCAUUUUAGUUUUCUAACGUACCAUUCGUCCAUAUUAAGCUGGAUAAUUUGUUGUAAUACCUUUUAUUUCAAACUAUUUUCUGAGAUUUAGCUACUUUAUUAUUUUUAAGAGUUUUCUUAUAUCUAUUUGUUUUUGCAUGCAUUCAUAUUAAAAAAAUAAUUUAUUUGUAUCUUGUUGUAAGUUUGUAUAUAAUGUUUUUUUUUUUUUUAAAUAAAGAGACACAUGAGA